Neoarius graeffei (lesser salmon catfish) is the source of this 3842-nucleotide messenger RNA. It is a transcript of the gene wwtr1, whose product is annotated as WW domain containing transcription regulator 1. The coding region runs from base 337 to 1590 and encodes 417 amino acids. The transcript has 6 exons. The record is from RefSeq and is a predicted model, not a curated record. Gene Ontology annotation, biological process: hippo signaling; positive regulation of transcription by RNA polymerase II. Lineage: Eukaryota; Metazoa; Chordata; Actinopteri; Siluriformes; Ariidae. Gene Ontology annotation, cellular component: cytoplasm; nucleus. Gene Ontology annotation, molecular function: protein binding; transcription coactivator activity; transcription corepressor activity.
GAAGAAAAGUUGAGUUUACAAAGUUCGGGAGAAGAGAGUCGGCCGAGGAGAGGAGAAGAAAGUUAUCUCGGAAGUUUUUCACAGGGCGAAACAAAUGAGAUGGUUUUCUUAAACUUUGUUGGGAUAAAAUAGAGAUUAUUAUUAUUAUUAUUAUUAUUAUUAUUAUUAUUAUUAUUAUUAUUAUAAGAAGAAGAAUUAGUACCGGGGACUUAAACGAGUUUAAAGGAAAAAACGGGCCUCGUUUGAGAAACUUUCUUACUUUUUUUUUUUUUUUUGGUGAAAAGCAAACCGUUAGUUUGUUAUUAAUUUAUUUAGUUAAGAAAACAACAAACAGAAAUGAGCACCAACCCAGUUCAGCCUCUCCCGGGCCAGCAAGUGAUCCAUGUCGCCAAGGACCCGGACACGGACCUCGAGGCGCUCUUUAACGCCGUGUUGAACCCGCGGCCGAGCUCCUGGAGGAAGAAACACCUGCCCGAGUCGUUCUUUAAGGAGCCCGACUCCGGUUCCCACUCUCGCCAAUCCAGCACGGACUCGGGCAGCCAGCAGCCGCCCAGACUCCCGCCGCAGCACGUGCGCUCUCACUCUUCCCCCGCCUCACUGCAGCUCAGACCCGGAGCGCUCGCGGCCGCCUCCGCCGCCGUCACCGCGAGCCCCGUGCAGCACGCGCACAGCCGCCACCAGUCCUUCGAUGUCACCGACGAGCUGCCGCUGCCGCCCGGAUGGGAGAUGGCGUACACAUCCACCGGCCAGAAAUACUUUCUCAAUCACGUUGAGAAGAUCACCACAUGGCAAGAUCCACGCAAGACCAUGGCAGCCAGCAUGAAUCAGAUGAGUCUUCACGUUCAGGCUACCAGCAAUAAUGGUGGUGUACAGGGGCGCUCCAUGGCCCUGUCACAGCCAAACCUCGCAAUGUCCCAGCAUCAGCACCAUCAGCAGCAUCUCCAGCAUGCUCAGCACCAGCAGCAGCCGCAGCAGCAGGUACAGGCUCAGUCUCAGGCCCUGGGCUCAAGUGGCUCCAUGCCCCAGCAGCAGAGCUCUCAGUCUGGUAUGAUGGGAAUGGGCAACGCAUUGAGCGCCCAGCAACAGCACCAGCAGAAGAUGCGACUGCAGCGCAUCCAGCUUGAGAGGGAGCGCAUUCAGAGGAGGCAUGAGGAGCUGAGGAGACAGGAGGUGGCGCUCUGCAGACAGAUCCCCAUGGAUUCGGACAACAUGGCAUCCGUAGCUCCUACCAUCAAUCCAGCUGCCAUGAACCAAGGCACUAUUCCAACCAGUGGCUCAGACCCCUUUCUGAACAGUGGGCCAUACCAUUCACGUGAGCAGAGCACAGACAGCGGCCUGGGCCUGGGCUGCUACAGCAUCCCCACCACUCCUGAGGAUUUUCUUAGCAACAUGGAGGAGAUGGACACAGGUGAUAACAUGGUGCCAGUCAACAUGAACGUGCCACAGCAGAGCCGUUUCCCCGACUUCCUAGACUCCAUGCCUGGCACUAACGUGGACCUGGGCACCCUGGACGGCACAGACCUCAUGCCCAUCCUCAACGAUGUGGAGUCUGUUCUGAACAAGAAUGAGCCUUUUCUCACCUGGCUCUAAAGAGGCACCGAGGCUCCAAGGGGAAGGCUAAAGACUUUUAGCAGCAGUGCUACCUUUCUGAAUUUUAACUCAAUCAGUCUCUCCGCUCUCUCGUUUGUAAUGUGCCUAUAUUGCUCCUUUUUUUUUACUUUUUAAAUCCUGGUUACUGUAAAUUUUCUGAGUGAAGAGUAUAACAGAAACCAAAGUGUUCAGCUUAAAAACAAAGAACAAGCAUACGUCAAUCAAAUUUGUUCAGGUGUGGUGGAAAAGUCAUAUGUAUUUUGUAUAUACUGUAGGAUAGAGUAGAUUUUUACUGUCACUGAGUGUCGCUUGAUCAAAAAUGUCAUUCCUCUGGCUUUGGGCAGGACUGAACAGCUAUUUGUUGCUGUCGGUUUCCAUUAAAAAAAAAAAAAAGUGUUGAUGUAGGGACACUUGGUAGGCACCAGCAGAGGGAGCCGCUGCCUCCAUGAUGAACUGGAGACUAUGUUGGCUUCAAUGAUGUACACAUAUUAAGCAUGUUAGCCAGUUCAACCUUAUCUGCACUAAAGGGGAGCCUUACUGAUCAAUUAACAUUCAAGCGGCCUUAUGAACAAACUUUCCUUUCUUCGCAGACACCAGAUACGUUUCCUACUGUAAUGAAUUUCAGCACAAAAGCUUUGUCAUAACUCCAAUUUUCAGUUUUGUGUCAAAAGCAACAAUAUUUCAUUCGCAUUUAGAGGAUUAUACUCAAGCUGAUCCAAGUUUAGCUAUUGUAUCAAGUAAGCUCAUGCCUCUGAAAUAUAGCAGUUUGCAUCUGUAGACCUACAUUUUAUACCAUGUACUUUUUGUGUACUGCUUCAGUAUUCCUUUAUUUUAUUUUAUUUUUUACUGUUAAAUACUCUAGAUGUGUCCUUUUACAUCUGGUGCAUUUUAUGAGUUUUGAUAUAGAGUUUGCCUUUUUAGUAUUUAUCGAGAGCUAUGAUUUUUUUUUAAAAUAGUUUUAGUUCUUUUUUUUUAAAUGAAAUUGAAAUUUCAAAGCACUACAAAUCAACACGGGGUUGAGUUGGAUCUUGUAAGUAAAUGUUGAAGUUUCAUGUGACGGUUCCUGCUCUGUGUUUCUUCACUGUACUGUGAGGUUCUUUAAUCCGUUUAAUCCGAAGCAGACUACGUGUUGGAGUCUUCUGCGUAGUAGGACUGCCUUUAACUCAGCGGUGAACAGGUUUUAUAAUAAUCUGCAGGGAAUAUGCAAAACAAGAGUAUUUUCUAGCAACCAGAAAUGAUCGUCUCUGAAUUUUCGGGUAUCGAAUGACGAACACUCGGAACUGGAUGAGCGUGGGUGAUCACAUGAUCUUGCUUUAUUUCUUUAGCUAAGCCGAAAUCCAGUGACCUUUUUCUAUAUCUGUAAUAUUUUUGUAUUGGAUGUUAAAUGAUGUGUUAGCUAUUCCUAGCAUUGGUGGUGUAUAAAGCCACCUUAUAUUGAUUACGUAGCAUAUCGUUAUUUUGUAUACUGGCAACAGUUCAUGGGCAAAGGAUGGAUGGAUAAACUGAUAGGCUUUGUCGGUGGGUGGGUGGGGGAGCAGUGGUGGUGAUGCAUCAUUAUUUCUGGGUUAAACUGAACUCAUGAAAUCCUUUAGUCAGGAUUGAUUGGUUAAGUAUUGAAUCUUUUGAGCAAGUACAUGCUGGAACCCAGCUGACCACUUUCUAAAUGUGUAAGAUGGAAAAGAUACAAAAAAGUAUGUGCUUUUUUUUCUCUUUUUAUCCACGGAGAGGAAAGGCCAUGUGGUUAAAGUCAGCCACAAAAACGAGUGGUUCCUGAAUGGCUUCCUGUUAUUUUGUUCUAUACAUAAAGUGAUUAUUCCAGGGCUAGAGCAUGGCGUAGGUUAUUGUUAAUAAGCACAGUGUUUGCAUCUGAUCAUCUAUGCAUGUUAGAGCAAUACAUUUACACAAAGCAAUAAGUUGGACAGAAAGGAGGUGUUUUACUAGUUUUAUUGAGUGGUGUAAAAAAAAAAACCUAAAGUGAUUCUCUGUAGCAUUAUGUAAAAGCAUGGUUGUGUAGCACACACACUACCUAGUCACGGUAACACGGGGAGGUUAUGUUUGUUAGAUUCUGGGGAUGUUCGAGGAAGGCUUUGAAAACACAUACACACUGAAACAAAAUGACCGCUUACUGUAUUUUUGGGAUGUAUGGAGGCGAUUGUAAGAACUAUAACCUCACAAAGAAAUAUCUGAAAUUGAAGUGUAACUUGUUGAGCAACCAAAAAAAAAAAAAAAGAAUAAAAUUGUGUACCACAGAA